AAAUAUAAUGUACUCUCUCUCAGCAAGGACUUCCUGUCGGAGCUCUCUGAUGACUCCGCCCUGUUGCUGCUCAACGAAGCCGUCGGCCAAUUAGCUGUCAGCUCUGCCUCCUCAGUGGGUGGGGCCUCCGUCAGACUCAUCAUGCUCAUGGCCAAUCAGCAGGAGGCCCGUGUGAAGCCCCUCCUCCUCAGCUUCAGAGGUCUGGACAGCCUAUUGGACAAAGACUGGAGGGGGCGGGGGUUCGACCAGGAGGUGGAUCAGCUGAUCGCAAUCAUCCAAUCAGACGCAAGGAUUCUCCCACAGGCGUGUUCUGAGCGUGUGCGCGCGGCCUGUUUGAUCCAGGCGGCGUGGAGGUCGUUCCAGACGAGACGCCGCCUGAGGAGCCUGAGCAGGGCGGUGUGCAAAGUGCAGCGGAGAUACAGGAGGCAGCAGCAGGAGCACGAGGAGGAGCAACGAGGAGAGGAGGAGCUUAGGUUCCAGGUGUGUGUGAGGCGUCAGCAAGCCAGGAGGAAGUUCCACCAGAAACAGAGACAGCUGCUGCAGCUCCUUCCUCCAG
Messenger RNA from Notothenia coriiceps (black rockcod), 556 nucleotides. RefSeq names its product IQ calmodulin-binding motif-containing protein 1-like. Gene Ontology annotation, molecular function: calmodulin binding. The transcript has 5 exons. The record is from RefSeq and is a predicted model, not a curated record. The annotation marks the transcript as partial. Gene Ontology annotation, cellular component: cilium. Gene Ontology annotation, biological process: cilium assembly. NCBI's taxonomy places the organism in Eukaryota, Metazoa, Chordata, Actinopteri, Perciformes, Nototheniidae.